Sitophilus oryzae (rice weevil) is the source of this 3351-nucleotide messenger RNA. RefSeq names its product protein CLEC16A homolog (gene ema). Bases 243 to 3221 code for a protein of 992 amino acids. Gene Ontology annotation, biological process: regulation of autophagosome maturation; endosome to lysosome transport; endosomal transport. NCBI's taxonomy places the organism in Eukaryota, Metazoa, Arthropoda, Insecta, Coleoptera, Curculionidae. Gene Ontology annotation, cellular component: endolysosome membrane; late endosome. The transcript is spliced from 15 exons. The record is from RefSeq and is a predicted model, not a curated record.
GUCAGAUGUCACAUUAUAAUUAAAGUUUUGACAAAUUGUGAUCUAAUAAUCUAUUUUUCCAUUUAAAAUUAGAUAAAUAAAGCAAAAAAAGGUACUUUAUGUGAAGUAAUAUAAAUAACAAUGUGCAAACAAAUCAGUAGGUUAAAGUUUCCUAUUAGUAAUUUACAGUGACAGCAAUGUUACUAAAUUAUUCUCGAACAUUGAUCGCUCUUAAAUUUGUUAUCGGCGUAGUUUAGUGAUAAAUGCAAGAAAUGUUUCGAAGUAGGAGCUGGUUUGGAGGAGGAUGGGGUCGUCCGAAAAAUCCACAUUCCCUAGAACACUUGAAAUACUUAUACAAUGUUUUAUCCAGAAAUCAAACAGUGUCAGAACAUAAUCGAGGUCUUUUAGUGGAAACACUGAGAUCCAUAGCUGAAAUAUUAAUUUGGGGUGAUCAAAAUGACUCUUCAGUGUUCGAUUUCUUUUUGGAGAAGAACAUGCUUUCGUUCUUCUUACGAAUAAUGAGACAAAGAAGUGGAGGCUCAAACUAUGUGUGUGUACAGUUAUUACAAACGUUAAACAUUUUGUUUGAGAAUAUUAGAAAUGAGACAUCUUUAUAUUAUUUGUUAUCAAACAACCAUGUAAAUUCCAUUAUUGUACACAAAUUUGACUUUUCUGAUGAAGAAGUAAUGGCAUAUUAUAUUUCAUUUUUGAAAACCUUAAGCCUCAAAUUGAAUGCUCAUACUAUUCACUUCUUUUAUAACGAACAUACAAAUGAUUUUCCUUUGUACACUGAAGCAAUCAAAUUUUUUAACCACCCUGAAUCUAUGGUACGAAUAGCUGUACGUACUUUAACUCUCAAUGUAUAUAAAGUAGAAGACAGUAGUAUGUUGGCUUUUAUAAGAGACAGAACGGCAGCACCGUAUUUUUCGAAUAUUGUAUGGUUUAUUGGAAAACACAUACAAGAGUUGGAUAACUGUGUUAGAAAUGAUGCUGAUCAUCAGUCUCAGAACAGAUUAUCAGAUCUUGUGGCAGAACAUUUAGACCACCUUCACUAUCUAAAUGACAUUCUCUGUCUUAAUAUAACAGACUUAAAUCAUGUAUUAACAGACCAUCUGCUACACAAAUUACUUAUUCCUCUGUAUAUUUGUUCACUGGCAACGAGUAGAAGGAAGUCUUCGAUACCUGAAGGUGUUAAUCAGGCUGUGGCAAAAAUAUUAAGCAAAAGUUCAUCUGGUAGUUCUGAUUCGCCUAGACUACAAGACCCGACAGCUGGAAAAGUAUCGUGUGUUGUAGCAUUGUUUUUGUUAUCACAAGUGUUUUUAAUAUUAUCCCAUUCGCCGUUGGUGCAUACAUUGGCGUGGAUCAUUUUGAAAACAGACAGGAGCAUCUUUGAAAAAGGUGCGUCUAAACUUCUGGAACAUUUCGAAAACGAAAAGAAAGAUUUGGAGGACAGUCUGUGCGAUCGCACCAGUUCAAAAGAAAGCACCAGUUCCAAAGAGAACCUACUGGACGAACCGAAGAAUAUUACAGACGAAGAAAAAGAGAAAUUAGCGAAAGUUCCACCUUCGGAUAAUCUAGGCAGUGAACGGCCAUUUUUAGAGACCGUCUAUACUGCGUUAGACUGUUCGGAAAAUGACUACGCCGUUCUUUUUGCUUUGAGCUUGUUGUACGCGAUGGCAAACAACAGAGGCGUGUCAUCUGAUAUAAUAGAACAAGUUUUAAAGCCAAAGAAGUCAAUUUCAUCGAAAUCAUCGACAAAAGAAGUAAAAUACUCUUAUAAUACGUUUUUAGUUGAUAAGCUCCUAGCUAUAAUCUUAUUGGCAUGUCAGCCAUCCUGUAGAAUACGAUUAGUGACAUUAGAGCUGACGCUAAAAAUUCUACUUCAACUUGUGAUAUGUGACGGAAAAAAUAUAUUAUCAGAUGCACAUCAGCAUUCUUUAGAAACAGCUAAAUCGCAAAGUAUGGCUUUGCUUAGGAAUUUUUAUAAAAGUGAAGAAAUAUUUUUAGAUAUGUUUGAACAUGAAUACUGUGAUAUGUCAAAAGGGCCGCUCAAUGUCGAAUGGUUGUGCAUGGAUAGCGCAAUACUUUUACCUCCUACAGGCACGCCAAUGACUGGAAUAGAUUUUGUAAAACGCCUGCCUUGUGGUGAGAGCGAGAAGGCAAGAAGAGCAAUACGGUUGUUCUUUCUGAUGCGCAACAGUUUGCUAACACUCAGCGGCGAAGUAGAGAACCAACUACCACUAACGAAUCCCCAGAGCUGCGUGCAGAUAGACCAUGCCCUGGAUCUGAGUAUAGCUCGUUAUAACUCCGAUCUUAUCGCGUGUACCGUACUGUAUAAAGAUGGAACGAAGAUGCGACGGUUUUUGGUGAUAGAUAUUAUGCAGCUAAUCCUGGUAGAGCCUGAUAGUAAAAGGUUAGGAUGGGGUGUCGCCAAACUAGUCGGGUUUCUGCAAGACAUAGAAGUUACAGGAGACAAAGACGAUUCAAGAUGUUUACACAUUACAAUUCACAGACCAAUAUCGGGAGCUACAACAAAUAGAGUUCCUUUGCUAAGCGCAAAGUUCUUGUUUGAUGAUAACAUCAGGUGUAUGGCAGCUAAGCAAAGACUAACAAAGGGUCGUAUCAAGGCUCGUCAAAAGAAAAUGCAACACAUCGCUCGUCUCUUGGAAAUACCGGGACAGUCAGGACCGCCAAGUCCAGCGUUUACCGGCCAAGGAUUGUAUGGAUCCAGGAUAACUGGUAGGUCCUUGAGGGAGAACAGGCCCUUGUUUGGUCCCUCCAGAGUUCCUGGAUUUGCCGCUCCUAAAAGAGAGAGUUCGCCAGGGGUCAUUCAUAAAGCUGACGAAUUUCGAAGACACAGAGAUAGUGACAGUCCUACCCGCAUAUCUAAAAAAGACUCUACGAAUCCCUGCCAGUCUACACUUUCAACCAAGAAGGAAAGCAGAUCCCGCGACGGUUCCUCGAGCAGGACAAGAUCAAGAGAAGGUUCUCCCAGAAUGCCACGACCCAGAUCAGAAGAAAUCCCCAUGGAACUGAUGAAAAAAGUCCCAAAUUCUGAAAUUACACCUAAAAUUAACAUUUUGCCUAGACCUCAGACACCUAGGGUAGAACCUGAACCAACUGCUGCUAACUUUACGCCACCCAAGCUAGAAAAUGGUCUGGUGCCUGUGAUAUCAGAGGAGACUUCUUUCAUAGGAGAACAAAAAAGCGAAAAAGACAUAGAGGGUUUGGACAAUGUUUAGAUAGGGGUGAAUAAAUUUUGUACAAUAUAAAUUGUAAAUAGGUAAUUAUUAACCGCUGAUGGGCGCUUGUAAUUGUUCGAAUUUUUAUAGAAAUAACAAAAAAUAUUUAAAUAAAACGGAAUAUAAAAGA